Molecule: messenger RNA, 4268 nt
Organism: Linepithema humile (Argentine ant)
Lineage: Eukaryota; Metazoa; Arthropoda; Insecta; Hymenoptera; Formicidae
Product: putative sodium-dependent multivitamin transporter
Biological process (GO): transmembrane transport; sodium ion transport
Cellular component (GO): membrane
Molecular function (GO): symporter activity
Source: RefSeq, a predicted model, not a curated record
GUUUGUGAAGAAUUCAAUCGAACCAUCACGUGGAGCGUGCGCGAGGAGGAUUGCGUUAGUACAAUAGAGAAAUCUAUUUUCCACGUCAUUCGCUCCGUGACAGUGAUAGCAGCAGGACAUCCGUGUGUACGUCCGUAAUUUCUGUCGAAUUAUUACCAAUGGCGGAAAUAAAUACCUUAGGAUGGGCCGACUAUCUAGUUAUAGCAAUUAUGUUAUGCAUAAGCAUUGGAAUCGGUAUUUAUUACAGAUUCAGUGGUGGUCGUCAAAAAACUAUGGAGGAAUAUUUUGUUGCAAGUCGAUCAAUGAGCAUUAUACCAGUGGCUAUUGCUUUGGUUGUGUCUUUCAUGUCUGCCAUUACGCUGCUUGGUGUAUCAGCUGAGAAUUACACAUUCGGGACGCAAUUUGUCGUAAUAAAUAUAUCAUAUCUGUUGGGUACUCCAAUUGUGUGCUACGGAUUUCUACCAGUAUUUUUCAAAUUACAGGCCACUAGUGCUUACGAGUAUCUAGAAAAGCGUUUUGGAGUGAGAGCUAGGAUGGUGGCUAGUUUUGUUUACUGGGUUCAACUGCUUUUGUACUCAGGAGUGGUACUUUACGCUCCUUCUUUAGCUUUGGAAGCGACUACAGGAAUUUCUAAGACUGCCAGUAUUAUUAUUAUCGGUCUCGUCUGCGCCUUUUAUUCGAGCAUAGGCGGCAUUAAAGCCGUGCUGAUAACUGAUGUGUUUCAAGCUCUUCUUAUGUUUACUGCCAUAUUUGUCAUUAUUGGCAUAGCUGCGAGCGAUGUGGGAGGAUUAGGACAAAUUUGGGAGAUCGCAAAGCAAGGGCAACGAAUUGAGUUCGAUAGCAUUUCUGCGGAUCCAACAGUAAGACAUACUUGGUGGUCUCUUAUCAUUGGUGGUUUGUGUACAUUCUUAUCACUUUAUGGAGUGAACCAAGUACAAAUUCAACGAUCAUUAACUGUAAAAAAUAUACGCGCUUCGCAAACAGCUUUGUGGCUAUGUUGGCCUAUUUUGACACUCCUCUCCGUUACAACUUGCUUUUCGGGCUUAGCAAUAUACAGUAAAUAUCACAAUUGCGAUCCAUUACUCCAGAAAAGAAUUAGUUCACCUGAUAUGCUUAUGCCUUUAUAUGUCAUGGAUACAAUGUCAAAGAUGCCUGGUUUGCCGGGUCUCUUUAUUGCAGGUAUUUUUAGCGCAAGCCUCAGCACGAUUUCAGCGGCUCUAAAUUCUCUGGCAGCAGUAACGUUGGAAGAUUAUUUAAAACCUAUAUAUAAGAAAUGUACUGGACAUGAAUUCCAUCCCGAAAAGUCAGCUACUGUCGCAAAAGUGCUUGCUUUUAUGUUCGGACUUAUUUCCAUUGCGCUGGCCUUUUUAGCGCAAUUAUUGGGCGGAAUACUUCAAGCUGGCUUGACUAUUUUUGGGGUAGUUGGCGGUCCCUUAUUAGGCAUUUUCACACUUGGCAUGGGCACGGAAUUAGCGACGGAGGGUGGUGCGAUAACCGGCGCUCUUACAGCGCUCGCAUUUUUAUUCUGGAUCGCUUUCGGCCAACCGCGUCCGAUGCCACCCGUUUUACCGAGGACUGUAGAAGGCUGUGAUAUGAGUAAUCUCGCAAAUGCGACGAUAUCCGUUUUACAAAAUGUCACAAAUAUCGCCAAAAGCACCGGCGACGAUUCGUACUUUUAUUUGUAUCGCAUUUCAUACAUGUGGUAUUGUCCCCUUGGAUUUUUAAUAACGUUUAUACUUGGCCUGUUCAUUAGCAGUCUGUCUCGUUUGCUGAUCAAAGGUCAAAGCAAGGAGUUAGACCUUAAUUUAUUCUUCCCCCUGAUCGCGCGACGUAUCCGGUAUAGGCGACGUGCCGAUGUCAAUGAGUUAAGGAGAAAGUAUCCUUUUAGCAAUAUAUGUGAGAUUCGCGAAAAUAGCAGUGAUGAAAUUGGUACAAAACUAAGCGAUCAAAAGGUUUCUCCAAAAAUGCGGCCACAUCUUCUUGUUCUGUUCCUUUUCUUGUCGGCGUCAUCCGCAGAGCAGCGACGUGUUAAAAGCGAUGAAGAAAAAUGUCACGACGAGCAUCCUACCUUGCUCCAUUAUUUCUCAUGGGCGGAUUAUACGGUGCUCGCCAUAAUGCUGUUAGUGUCAUGCUUGAUUGGCACCUUUUACGGCUUUUUUUCCAAGAAGCAGGAAACUAGCCAGGACUUUCUGCUGGGUGGUUCCUCUAUGGGCACGUUUCCCACAGCGAUGUCGUUGGCCGCCAGUUUUAUCACAGCCAUCGAGCUUCUGGGAAAUCCUGCGGAAAUGUACGAACAGGGCACUCAAUUUUGGAUGACCUGCCUCUCUUUUAUACUCGUGGUACCGAUCACCUCUCGCUUGUACCUGCCGGUGUUCAUGAAAUUAAGGCUGACUUCGAGCUACGAAUAUCUGCAUCUGCGUUUUAAUCGGAACUGCCGAUUGCUCGCGAGCGGAUUGUACAUGCUGCAAAUGGUGUUGUAUACAUCAGUGGCUGUGUAUGCGCCUGCAUUAGCGUUAAGCCGCGUCACAGGCCUGAAUACUUACAUAGCCGUCACUCUAGUCUACGUAGUUUGCAUUUUCUACGCUUCCCAGGGUGGUAUGAAAGCCGUGAUAAUGACCGACACUUUUCAAGCUGCUGUUCUUCUUGGCUCGUUGUUUCUUAUUUUGGGUUACGGAUUGUCUUGGGCGGGCGGUAUUGCGCUUGUUUGGGAGGAAAACGUGAAAUCUGAAAGAAUAGAGUUCUUGAACAUGAAUCCUAGUCCCACGGUACGGCAUAGCUUCUGGAGUGUCGUCAUUGGUGGUACUUUUUACUGGGCUACCAUGUUCUGCAGCAACCAGGCGUCCGUCCAAAAGUAUCUCAGCGUUGAGAGGAUAUCACAAGUGAGAAUAGCGCUAUGGGUGUCUUCGUUUGGUAUGAUCAUAAUUUAUAGUAUAAACUUUCUGACUGGAAUGGUGCUGUACAGAGCUUACAAAGACUGCGAUCCUUUAACCGCCGGUUAUAUAAGCGACCAGGAUCAAAUACUUCCCUUAUAUGUAAUGAAUUUUAUGGGAGGCCUUCAUGGUGUACCCGGAUUCUUCGUCGCUGGAAUUUUCGCCGCGUCUCUCGGAACUGUGGCGAGCGCUCUGAAUUCGUUAGCAGCGAUAACAUGCGAGGAUAUUCUACGCGGCCUCUUUCAGAUGGAGUUGUCCGCAAAAAAGGGUGCCAAUUACGCUAGAUGGAUUAGUAUAUUUUUUGGUGUACUUAGUUUUGCGCUGGUCUUCGUCGUUGAACGACUCGGUAGCGUUUUGCAGGUCGCACUGUCUUUCAACGGCAUGGUGGGCGGCGUGACUUUGGGAUUAUUCUCCUUGGGCAUGUUUGUGCCAUGGGCUAAUGCUAAAGGAGCAAUGGUAGGUGCUAUUACGAGUUUAAUAGUCGUAUUAUGGAUUGGAUUAGGCGCCCAAGUCGCCGCUGUAAAUGGACAGAUACAUUUAGACAGCAAGCCGAUAUCGAUUGCAAACUGCCCUUGUAUAAAUGAGACUACGAUCAUCCUUAAUCAAACUGAGCACAGCUCUGAUAACGAAGUUUGGUCUAUAUACAAGACCAGUUACCUGUGGUAUAGCGCGAUCGGUUGCGUGUUAACCAUGUUAGUGGGCUUGACAGUGAGUUUUAUAACGGGCGCACAAAAUCCCGCUGAUGUCGACCAAGAUUUCCUGAGUCCGCCGAUUGCGGCAAUGUUCCGCAUACAGACAAAGCCUCAAGCUUCUGCGAAUGUCCAAGGUAUCGCAAACUUGGGCCUCGAGUUGGAGGACGAGAAGCCUCGGCAGAUAGAUAUUUGCAAAAGCCCGAAGUGCCCCUGAACGGGAGAGUCCGUAUUGAGAGAAGCGGCUGCCGAAACGCGAAUUAAAUAUUGUGCACUAGAUUUGUCGUGGUCUAGUUUAGCAAGCGUUUUAUCUGUUAUUCCGAACGACCGGAGCGAGUUGCAUGAUAUUUUCGAGAAUUUACGAUGGUAUUAGCGAGCAUUUAUUUGACAUUUUUAGGCUUUUUUUAGAAUUUUGCUACAUAAAGGUAGAAUAAAUAUAUCUUCAGUACACAAAUUUGACAAACAUCGUAAAUACAUUUAAAAAGAGUUGUAAUCGUGCAAACAUAUUCCGGAUACUUAUGAAAUGUUUGAAUUUAACAGAGAGUGAACUGCUCUGUAAUUUCAUAAUCUUACAGUAUUAAUAUUUUAAGGAAAAAUUGAAUUUUUCAAUUAAUAUAUAUAUAUAUAUGUAAGAUAUCUAUUUUUCUAA